AUGCUGAACGCUCUGAGCUCGAUCACUGCUCUGCCGGGUUUCAGCAAGCUGGUAAACCAGUUCAUCGGCAGCGAAUCAUAUCCUUUCGGCCACCAUGCCGCGUCGAAUGCGGCACUCAACAUGAUGGUUCGGGUUGUAGCGCUCGAUCUCGAAGAGCAGGGCGUCAAUGUCCUGCUUGUUCAUCCGGGUACAGUCGCAACGGAGGUGUCGAGCGCCAAAGCGGGUCAAAAUGGUGCAAUCACCGUCGAUGAAUCUGUCGAGACGGUCCUGAAAGUCGUUGCAUCUGCUCAGAUCGGCAAAGGCCAAGAAAUUAUCCGCAGUCAAGAUGGCUCGGUGAUUCCCUGCACGCAGAGCCAGGUCAUGUCGACUUCCUACUUGAUCAUCGGCGCCAACCGGGGUAUCGGCUUCGGCUUUAUUCGCCAGCUCGCACUUCGGCCCAACACAACCGUCUAUGCCUCCUACCGCACGGCUGCCAAGUCUACAGAGCUCAUCGACUUCUCGAGGGCGCAUGAGAAUGUCGUCCUACUCUCGCUGGACAUGACCGAUGAAAAGUCAGUCAAGCAGGCAGCCAAUGAGCUCAAGAGGCAUACCGCGUCCAUCGACGUCGCUAUCUUCAAUGCUGGCGUUCAAAGCUACCUCGGUGACGUGCUCGAGACGCCUCCGUCAGUCUAUCUUCAGCAUUACGAGCAAAAUGUCGUCGGUCCGCUGAUCCUGACGCAAGCAUUCGUCCCUUUUUUGUUAGCAAGCCAGUCCGCUCGACGGGCGCUCGUCUAUCUGUCGACUGCUGCAGGCUCCAUCAGCAGUUUGCCAGCGAUCAACGGCACAGUGACCUCUAUGUACGAUGCCAAGUCGUACCCCGUCGGUCAUUAUGCGACGUCAAAGGCUGCCUUGAACACGCUGGGCCGCGUCGUCGCACUCGAGCUCGAGCGAAAGGGCGUCAGCGUUCUGCUUGUGCAUCCCGGCAUGGUCUCGACAGACCUGUCUGCCAUGCAGGUAGGGCAGAACGGCGCAGUCAGUGUCGAACACUCGGUCAGGACGAUGCUCCAAGUCAUCGAGUCUGCCCCACUUGGCAAAGGUCAGGAGGGUAUUCUCAAGCAAGACGGUUCGAUCAUUGCUUGGUAG
Molecule: messenger RNA, 1122 nt
Organism: Mixia osmundae IAM 14324
Lineage: Eukaryota; Fungi; Basidiomycota; Mixiomycetes; Mixiales; Mixiaceae
Exons: 2
Coding region: 1-1122 (373 amino acids)
Molecular function (GO): oxidoreductase activity, acting on the CH-OH group of donors, NAD or NADP as acceptor
Source: RefSeq, a predicted model, not a curated record